This is a messenger RNA of Chara braunii, 4068 nucleotides long. Lineage: Eukaryota; Viridiplantae; Streptophyta; Charophyceae; Charales; Characeae. The record is from the annotation of a GenBank genome assembly.
GGCUGCUACCGCUGACGUCAAUGCACAAGCCAGCCCCAAGAGGCCGGUUACCCCUCCUAUCCCAGUUCAACAGAGGCCGAUGAACCACUCCUAGCUUUUCUCAAACGUCUCCAGCUCUACUCGGAGACCAUGGCAGCUGGACUAAGCAAGUGGGAAGAGGAGCAAGCCGCCCGCCAGCAGGAAAUCCAACACCAGCUGGCAGAGGCAGAGGCAGGACGUCAGCAGGCCACAGCAGAAGCUGCAGCAGCCGCACGGUUGCAACAGCAGAAGGUCGAGGCCAGUCAGAACCAACCCAGCCUUGGCAGCGCAGGCAAAGCAACUCGAGGAGUGGAUCAACCACGUGGUCGUGUCCCUCGGCGACACCAGCAAGUUUGCUGGAGCGUCAACAAUCAGCAAUCAACUGCCGAUGUCCCCAAGGAAUGGAAGAUGCCGAACUUCAAGAUCGAGAGGUUCGAUGACUACCACAACACUGAUCCGCUGCAAUGGUGGAUGGCAUUCAAAGCAGAGGCGAACGUGCAUCACACUCCAGCACUGCGGCGGCUUGACGCUCGCUACCUCGAACUCAUUGGAGGGGCGCAGGCCUUCAUUACGCACAUGGUGGUCACAUUGGAAUUUACCAUCCCCACCCUCCACACCAAGAUCACGUGGGAGGAAUUCGAGAAGAAAUGGAAGACCCGGUUCGUGGUCAACAACGACAAGCGUCACGCCUUGAACAAGAUCUUUUGCAUGUUUCAAGGCCAACAACCUUCACGGGAGUGGCUGACGGAGUGGCAAAGACUCGUCGCCACCCCGGAGUUGAGCUUACCAUUCGACGCAGUCCGGGCCGAAUUUUUUGCUCGGUCAUGCGACGCCUUGACAGUUGCGCUGGGCAGCGAAUUCCAUUAUGAGACCUUUGAUGACAUUUUCUCAAAGGCAAGAGAACUAAUCCAAGGUGACCGGCGCGCAGCGAACGAGGCCCGCCAACAGCCCGGUUAUGUGGAGAAAGGCAAAGGUCAACGGACGCCGCAAGUAGCAGCAGUCCAACAAGGACCUAGUGAGGACCAUGCAGCCGCGUCUACAUCAAGUGACGGAGAUGUGGCAGCACGUCUGCCUCGACAAGGACAAGGAAAAUGUCAAACGUCCGGGCUCGGGAAACUGAGCUCCGCGGGAAGUGCAGCGACAACACUUUCCAGCCCGCCGGACUCGGCUGCCUUGGCAGCAGUCUCUCUCACGCCCGGGGACACUGCGAUAGUCGCAAGUUCUCGUAUCCAUUAUGAGAACUAUGUUGUCGAGCUGGUCCCACAAUUGAACCAGCCUCUCCGCUUGCAAGCUUCAAGCGCGUGCGCGGAAGUUCCGCCGUCGGACAACGAACCGGUUGCUUCGCCAGCCCUUCUAUCAGAGGAUCCGUCAACUUGGGCGAGUCUUGAGGAACUUGACCCGUUGACGGUUGAGGACUUCCAAUUGUUGCCUCUUCCCUCCACCGGUUCUUUGCCAACACUGCAUUGCAAUGCCUUAAUGGCACGUCUGCGCGAAUACUUGCACGUUGCACUACCACCUCCGUCGACGGACGACGGAGUAGCAGUUGUUGACCUUCGUAGCUAUCUUGGGAAGAUAGACCGCGAGUACGCAACGCAACGGUACGUCGACAUCGACGCGCCGCUCCUCUACAUCGGCAUUCAGAUCGAAAAGGCGACCUGCAGUGCCUUGAUCGAUUGUGGAGCGACUCGCAACUACAUCAGCCAAGACUUCAUGGCACGCGUCGGGCUAGGCCCGCGCGUUCGAAGGAAAAGUCAGCCUACGCACGUCACGUUGGCCGAUGGUCACACACAAAAGUCAAUUGACCGAUGCGUUGACUCGGUGCCCGUGUACUUUGCCCCGCUAGCAUGCGAGGCCGUGUCAUUCGACAUAUUGGACACUAAGUUCGAUAUGAUCUUAGGCAUGUCGUGGCUGCAAAGCGAAGACCAUCUGGUGAACUUCUAUCGACGCACCGUUCACGUUCGUGAUCGGCAAGGCGAAUUAGUCCCGUGUACGGUGUCGCUUCCUCAUCCUUCGAUUGGUUGUCAUGUGGUCUCCGUGGCGAGCAUUCGCCAAUCCAUCUGGCGGAACGACAUCGAGGAGAUGGGCAUAUGUUUUCUUCACGCCCUCCCACCCGGUGAUCAGCCCAAGACGAAUAUGUCGGACCCACGCAUAAUUGAGCUGUUCGACAACUAUGAGGAUGUCUUCCAAGCUCCCGCCGGAGUUGUACUGGAUCGGCCCAUACGCCACGGGAUCACUCUCGAGGACGGUGUCGUACCUCCGCGCAAAUGUAUCUAUCGCAUGAUCGAAAAGGAGCUUCAAGUGCUUCGGGCACAACUAGACAACCUCUUGGCCAAGGGCUGGAUUCGCCCUAGCUGUUCGCCAUACGGUGCUCCCGUUCUCUUCGUCCGGAAGAAGAACAAGGACCUUCGUUUGUGCAUGAACUAUCGGAACCUUAACGCGCAAACGAUCAAGAACGCCGGCCCUCUCCCUCGGAUCGAUGAUCUUCUCGAGCGACUAGGCGGCGCCAAGUACUUCUCGAAGCUUGACCUCAAGUUCGGAUACCACCAGAUCGAGAUCCAGCCAAAAGAUCGGUACAAAACCGCGUUCAAGACGCGAUAUGGGCACUUUGAGUGGAUCGUCAUGGCUUUCGGUCUCACCAAUGCCCCGACUACUUUCCAAGCGGCUAUGACGACGAAAUUCCGCGACUUGCUCGACCGCACCGUACUCAUUUACCUUGAUGAUAUCUUGGUUUAUAGUCAGACUCUGGACGAGCACCUCGAGCACCUUUGCGCCGUUUUGGAGCGGCUCCGUAUUGCCAAGUACAAGGCGAACCACGACAAGUGCGAGUUUGCCCAGCAAGAGUCGGAGUACUUAGGCCAUUACUUUACGCCGCAAGGCAUUCGUCCGCUCGCGGACAAAGUACAAGCCAUUCAAGAUUGGCCGGAGCUCAAGUUGACUACGGACGCUUCCGGCUAUGGCAUUGGCGCGGUUUUGGAACAGCAUGACGACACAGACUGGCAUCCGGUUGAGUACUUCAGCCGAAAGGUGCCACCCAUCAAUACACUUGAUGAUGCGAGGAAGAAGGAACUGCUAGCUUUUGUCACCGUACUUAAGUGUUGGCGUCACUUUCUCCCCGGGCGUCGGCGAUUCACGUGGGCAACGGACAACAAUCCGUUGACGUAUUACAAGACGCAAGAGACAGUGAGCAGCACGAUCGGUCGAUGGAUGUACUUCAUUGACCAGUUCGACUUCACCUCCAAGCACAUUCCGGGCUCCUCUAACAAGGCAGCGGAUGCUUUCUCGCGAAGACCUGAUCUUUGCGCCUUGGUGCACUCCACAUUCGGCCUCGACGAGAACCUGCAACAGCAUUUCGUAAACGGCUACAAGUUGGAUCCGGGAUUCUCCACACUCUAUGCGGACUUAUCAUCGGAUCACGUGCCGGCAAGCAACUAUCGCAUUGUCGACGGCUACUUGCUUCUUCAUACACGAGGCAAGGACUUGUUGUGUGUUCCCCAAGACCACAUCUUGCGCACUCACCUCCUUGGCGAAUACCACGAUUCGCGGCUGGCGGGACACCUUGUUGUUGCACGCACACUCGCACGACUCCGCCAGCGAUUUCACUGGUCGGACAUUAUCAGCGACAUCAACCGGUACAUUCAGACAUGUGCAGUUUGCCACCGGAACAAAGGGCGCCAUCAGCUCUCGUACGGCGAAUUGAAACCAUUGUCGAUUCCUCGGGAACCGGGUCUCUCCAUUGCUAUGGAUGUGACCGGCCUGUUCCCUCGCGAUCGCCUUGGCCACGAUGGCAUUCUCACGGUCGUUGACCGUUUGAGCAAGUACGCUCGAUUUCUUCCAUGCAAGUAUCAUGCGACGGCUCCUGAGCUCGCACGACUUUUGCAUACCGGCUGGUUUUGCAGCCACGGCGUCCCGGAAGACAUCGUCAGCGACCGCGACACUCGUUUCAUGUCAGCUUUUUGGACGACACUCGUGGUGAAUCCGGCACCAGCAUGAAACCGAGUUCCGCACGACAUCCUCAAAUGGAUGGGCAAACGGAACGUGCGCACCAGACUG